CGAACAAAACGAUCCCAGUAUCUAUCAGUGCAACUAGGAGGCUGGAAAAACUAUUUUUCCAUUUUCUCCCAACACUCAUUCGCUCCUCUAUCUCCAAUCACUAAUUUUAUCCAAUAUCAAGACUUUUUUCCUCUUCCAUUUCAUUUUUUACUUCUACUUUUCAUACUUUUUUCCCCUUGUUUUUCCCUUCUUGACUUCUCCUCGCUUCCCCUUUAGAAAACGAUUGAGUGUUAAAAGACGAGGGUUGAAUUACCGUGAAAAAGUGACUGUUUUUUUUUUCGUUUUUCUAUUGUUGCCGAGGAGGCCAAGUGUAAUUUUCAGAGAGAGAGAGAUAUAGUGGGGGGAUUAGCUUUUUGUUGUGUUUAACUUCUUGACGAAAAAAAAUAUAUGGCAUUUAAAUAACAACUUCUUUUGAUGAAAUUUAACACAGGAAAAAAUGAUUCAGUGAUAAAAAUUGUCGAGAUUUAAUUAGUGUUCUUAGUGGCAUUACGUACGAUACAAUGGAAUUUCUAGUAAAUCUUUUUUAGAUUCCGGUGAAAAAAAGAAAUUAUGAGAACGCUGAAAUCAGGAGCUUUAGAUUUCGCAUGAAUAAGAAAGUAAGAGUAAUGAUUGUAAGGAUGGAUUGACAGAUGCUGAAGAAUCAGCGGUGUGGUUGAAGGAGGAGGAAUCGGGGGAAGGGCGAGAGAGAGUGUGAGAGAGAGAGAGAGAGAGUGAGAGACGAGACGAACGGCAAAAUCGCAUUUACUAUGAGGCCUGGCAGUUUAAAGGAUCCCGAGAUCGCUGAACUCUUUGAAAAAAAUGAUCCGGAAAAGAUAUUUGAGGACUUGCGCGAAAUCGGGCACGGCAGCUUCGGCGCCGUUUAUUAUGCCCGAUGUCUCCUCACCAAAGAGAUUGUCGCUAUCAAAAAGAUGUCUUAUCUGGGGAAGCAGACGAUGGAAAAGUGGCAGGAUAUCCUCAAGGAAAUUCGCUUUCUCCGGCAACUCAAUCAUCCCAACACAAUCGAAUACAAGGGUUGCUAUCUCAGGGAACACACCGCCUGGUUGGUGAUGGAAUAUUGUCUGGGGUCAGCGUCCGACAUAAUCGAAGUCCAUAAAAGGCCUCUAAAGGAAGACGAAAUCGCGGCAAUAUGCGAAGGAGUGUUGCGAGGCUUGCACUACCUUCAUUCCCUGGGCAGAAUCCAUCGCGACGUGAAAGCGGGAAACAUUCUCCUCACCGAGAAUGGAACCGUCAAAUUGGCAGAUUUCGGCUCUGCCAGUAUUAAAUGUCCAGCCAACAGUUUUGUGGGAACUCCGUAUUGGAUGGCGCCCGAAGUUAUUCUAGCGAUGGACGAGGGCCAGUACGACGGGAAGGUCGACGUCUGGUCUCUAGGAAUCACCUGCAUUGAAUUAGCCGAAAGGAAGCCUCCCUAUUUUAAUAUGAACGCCAUGAGUGCUUUGUAUCACAUUGCACAGAACGACACACCAACUCUGAAUUCUCCCGAUUGGACAGACGUUUUUCGUCACUUCGUUGAAGUCUGUCUGACAAAAAGUCCCAGUGAAAGGCCAAGUUCCGGCAAAUUAUUAUCGCAUCAAUUCAUAACGAGAACACGCUCACUGCAAGUUCUGAUAGAUCUGAUUCAAAGAACCAAGGCCGCCGUUAGAGAACUGGACAAUUUGAACUAUCGAAAAAUGAAGAAGAUUCUGAUGAUCGACUCAUGUGAGACGGAAAGCACCGUCGGCGAUCCGGAUGACACUCCUGAUGAACAAACAGGUGGCGAUAGUAGUAAGAGCAACUCCAUCACCUCGGAGCAUUCGAUUCACUCGAUGGGCGUAUCGGCGAGUUCACAAAGUUCCUCGACGAAUAGUCUGCCGCUGCCGAAUGCCGACUCCAAUGAUUACUCGACCGGUUCAGUGCGAAAUCGGCACAACAUCUCUGCCGGCGUUACUGCCAAUCUCCUGGAGCAUGGGGCAAAUAAUUUCGCCACCAUAAGAACCACGUCGAUUGUCACCAAGCAGCAAAAGGAGCACAUGCAGGAGGAGAUGCACGAGCAGAUGAGCGGCUACAAGAGAAUGAGACGAGAGCACCAGGGAGCUUUGGUGAAACUCGAGGAGCGUUGCAAAUUGGAAAUGGAGUCUCAUAAACAAUUGCUCGACAAUGAGUACGAUACAUUGUUGCAGCAAUUUAGCAAAGAGUUGGAGAAAUUACAACUUAGGCAUUUGAAGGAGUUGGAGCGGAAAUUCAAACACAAUCAAAAUGCAGAGAAGAAGCUUCAUAAAGAAAUAUCAAGUAGACAGGAGGCCGAUCGUAAGGCACUCGAAGCUCAACAAAAGCGAGAAUAUAAAGCGUACAAAGAGAGGUGGAAGAAGGAACUUUCGCAAGACGAGAUGACGCCAAAGCGUCAACGGGACGCGACUCUCCAGAGUCAGAAAGAGAACUUGAAGCAAAUGGAGGCGCAGGAGGAGCAACGACUCGCAAGAGGACAACGGGAAUACCUCGACCUCGAAAUCAGGAAAUUCCGCAGAAAAAAAUUACUCAACUUCCAUACACUCGAGCAAGAGCUUCUUCGUGAAGAACUGAACAAAAGACAGCAGCAACUGGAGCAAGCGCACGCGAUGUUGCUGCGACAUCACGAGAAGACCCAGGAAUUAGAGUAUAGACAGCAGAGAGCGGUUCACGCUCUCCGAGAGGAACAAGUUCAACGUCAGCACAGCACUGAGUUGUGUAAUCAGCAGGAUUACAUGAAUCGAGCUGAGCGAGACUUACGCAAGAAGCAUGCUCUCGAAUUAAAGCAGCAGCCUAAGAGUCUCAAGCAAAAGGAAAUGCAGAUUCGUAAGCAGUUUAGGGAGACGUGUAAAAUACAGACGCGUCAAUAUAAGGCGUUGAAAGCUCAAAUUUUACAAGCAACUGCAAAGGACGAACAAAAAACCGUGAUAAAGAAGUUGAAGGAGGAACAGAGGCGGAAACUCGCACUUUUGGGCGAGCAAUACGAUCAGAGUAUUGCUGAAAUGCUUCAGAAGCAAAGUAUCCGUUUGGAUGAAUCGCAGGAGGUUGAAUGUCAUCAUCUCAAGGAGAGACUGAAUUACGAGCUGGAGAUUCUGAUGGCGUAUCAAUCGAAGAACAAAAUGCAAGCGGAGGCGCAACGAAAUCGCGAACGACGCGAAUUAGAGGAACGUGUUUCAGUGAGACGUGCUUUACUCGAGCAAAAAAUGGAAGCUGAAACACAGGAAUUCCUCCAGGAGCGAAGCGAACGAAUAAGACUCCUGCACGAGAGACAGGAACGUGAAUUACAACAAUUCGAUGAGGAAAGCGCAAGAAUUGGUUUCAGUGCAUUGGCAAUUGCCGAGGCAUCAAAAGAGUCUUAUCCAGACGACGACAGUCUCCGGGGCUCAAUGUUAAGUCUCGCUCACAGUAAUAGCUCGACAUCUUUCCCCCCUAAUAGUCUAUAAUCUUAAAACAAAAAACAAAAAAUAUAUCAUUCAUCAUUCGUGUUAUAAAACUCUAUGUCUGCCUGUAAACUGUGCAUAACAAUUUAAUCCGACUCAUUGUCAUUUUUGCUAUCAAUCAUGAAAAAUGAAAAAAAUAACAAAAAAAAGUAAAUAAAUAAAUAAUAAAUAAUUAAUAAAGUCCAAGGUCCGUCGAUUCAUCUAGAACUGAAUGAAAUAAUAAUUACUACGCGAUUUUUAAUCUCUAUUUUGUAUAUAAAUAGAUAUACAUAUAGAAGAAAAAAAAAGAAAACAAUGACUGAUGGGUUCGAAAAUAUAUCCUCUGGUAGAUUUGUAAUUUUAUACUUUUGAACCCCCUGUCUAUCGAUUAGACUCGUUUUUUUCCUUUUUUUUUUUUUUUUUUGUCAACGGACUUUGAGGCACAGACUUGGACAGACUUGCGCUUAGGACUCAAAUCAAAGAGACUUUCUUCGGUAAUGCGUAUUGGAUAAGAAUGUAAGAUCUAUUUUUUUAUCAUUUUUUCUAUUACUAUUAUUAUUUUAUCAAAUUGAUGCUCUCUAUUUAAGAUAGUUUUAUAAGCCACUACAUUUCCUGCGAAAAGUUUUAAGAUUGUUAGAAAAAUCUCAAGAUGAAUUUAAUUUUACCAAAUGAAAUUAGAAAUGAUUUUUAAUAUUAUUUUCAUAUAAGUAGUUAAUUGAAAUUAUUUCCAAAUCAUAAAAUUAAAUAACUUAUUUUAGAAAUUUUUAAAUAUGAAUUGAAAAAAAUUCUCUUUUUAAAUUUGAUAUUUAAAAAAAACGUAAAGUCAAAGAAAAAUUAGUUAAAACUUAUUUUCGUGUUUUAAAAAUAGAAAAAUUUCUAGAAUUUUGUGAUUAGAUUGAGAAGGAGGGCUGUUAAUUAUAAUUUUAAACUAUUAUCUUCCCCACGAUAUUUUUUGAGGCAAUCCUUAAAAAAUCGGUUAGGAAAUUUAAUUUAUAAAUUUAGAUUCAUUUUUUUAGAAAAUUUAAAAUAUUCUAGAUAAUUUUCUUAAAUUAUUUUUAAUUGUAAAUAAUUUGUAUUUCGUAUUAUAAUUGUAUGUAAAGAAAAGAAUUGAAAUUAUUGUCUUGAACAUUUUUCAAAAACUAGAAAGAGAAACAUUUCUGCAGGAAUUGUCGAAAAUGAUAAAAAUUUACAUUUUUUUUAAAUCAAAAGUUAUUGAAGAAAGAUGUGUAAUUUCGAUCAAAUGCCCUUGCGAUAUUUUUUUUUUGACUUUACGUCGAGUUCAUUCAUUUUUUUAAUUUUCAGAAAAGUUAAUGGAAAAAUAUUUUCAAAGUAAAGAAAAUGAAUGUCAACUCGAAGUAUUAGAAUAGUUUUUUUUUCCUUUUUUCUAAAUUGUAAGAAAUAUAAAAUAACACCGACGAAAAAUUGUCACCAGUAUUUUUUUUUUGCGGACAAAUUUUUUCAAAUUUAUUUUGAUUAAAUUUUUUAUUAAUUGAUUGCAAUUUUUUUUCCAUCUUUCAGUUGAUUGUUAUUCUAGAUAUUUUUGCAUUGAACCUGUGAUCAAAUUGAAAACCAAGUUUUUUAAUUUUUAUUAUCAAAAAGAAAUGAAUUUGGAUUAGAGAAAAAUAUUUUCAACGAUUGUUGAAUUUUUAGAUUUGAAAAGUGAGUUGUAAAAAGUUACAUAAUCGAUAUUUUUGGGAAAGAAAAUUUCUACGUUCGUAUCCAGUACACAUUUAUUCCGAUGGAAUGACUCUGAAAUGCAAUUUUUUCCCUUUCCUCGAUUUUUUACAAAUUUGUUACGUAAAUUAUAUCUUAUUGAUAGUAAUCAGUGUCACAAAAUGUUUGAAUGUAAGAGAAUCGCAGCGGCUCCUUGAAAGGCUCCUAUAACUAGAGAAAAUAUUUAGAAAAAUAAAAAGAAAAGUCAAAGAAAAAAAAAUGGUCACAAAUAGAAUCGACAUAUUUAGAUAAAUUUAAAAAAAAACAGUCCUUCAAGAAACUGAUGCGAUUUAAUCGAGGCUUUCUAUUUCUCACGAUGAAGCAAUGUAAAUAAAAUGAAAGAAAGAAAGAGAGUGAAAGAGAAAGAAAGAGCGAACGAAAGAGAGAGAAUAGAUUAUGUUAAAAGUGUUUUUCGAAAGUUUGUUAGUGAAAUCUGCUUGUUGAGUAUAUAAGGACGAAUCGAAAUUCUCCUUUGAAUUAUUUUCCUCGGGAUUUAGUGUGAAAUGUAUGAAUUUGUUGAAAAUUCGUAACGGGCUCACUAAACAAAAAAGUUGCAUUUUCAAAAUAUUUAAUUAGAGUAAAUAAAAGAAAAUUGAAUUUAAUUAAAUUUAUGCCAAUAAUCAACAAAAGUGUUUAAUUAAAUUUAUCCAAGAAAAAGAAGUUUAAUUAAAUUCAUUAUAACCAAAUUGAGUUUAAUUAGCUUAAAAAACAAAAAAAAAUUUAACUUAAUUCACAAAAUUAUUAACAUAUCUAAAAUUGCGAAAAAUAAUUUAGUAACAAAAUAAUUUAAUUGCUUUUGAACACAAAUUUUGAUGCAAAAGAUUUUAAUAAUAGUAAAAAAAUACUUUAAAUAAAUAUGCAAAAAAAGUAAAUAAAUAUUUAGAAAAUAUUUAAUGCAAAAUAACUUCUUAAAUAUCGAAACUUUAGUUUGAAGAAAAAAAAUCUAGUUUCAUAAAAAAUUUCAACUAUUUCAUGGAAAAUAGGUUGAUUUAAAAUUUCGGAAAAGAGUUUUUAUAAUAUGAUAAUAUUAUCAUUAUGAUAAUUCAGAAUUUUUGAAAAUUAUAGAAAAAAAUCUAAUUAAACAAAUUUUUUUCUAUUAUAAAAAAUUAAUUUUCUCGAAAUUCUUAGCCCGACGAAUCGAAAUGUUUCUUCCGUUCAUAAAAAAAGUGUGUCUUAUUUCUUUCUGCAGGGUGCGAAUGAAUUGUACCAAAACGCGGAACAUUUAUCUAUUUUUCCCAUCUCAACUAUAAUGACAGUAGGUGAUUAUUUUUUAAUUUUCCUCUCAAAAACAUUUUGUAAAUAUUUGUUCAUUGUGUUCUCAGAUUUUUAAAUUGCGAAACUUAUGAUUAUUAUUAAACGAAUAAGUAAAAAAAAAGAAAGAAAGAAAGAAAAACUGAAAAGUUGGCUAGAGCUUUGUAGACCAAACUCGUCGAUAUUCUCCAAAGUUAGAGCCGAACUCUCCAAUCGAUGGAAUCAGAGGGGAAAAGAAGAAAAGAAAAUUUUUUUUUUUUUUUGAAAUCCCACAAUUCUCUUCCCUCUUGUGCCAACGACUCGGUGUAAAUGUAACUCGCAAUGUAACGCAAUGCAGGUUUUGGCUUUAAGUAGACGAACUGUAAUUUGUUUUUUAUUUUUAAUUAGCGCUAAUUGUUUUUUCUAGCAGACAAAAUUGUAGAGAAUUUUUUUUUAGAACUCAUGACUCUAGAGAAGUAGGAGAUUUUUUUCCUUUUUUCUCAUCUAUAUUGGAAAAGAAAAAACUUGAAAAGGGAUCACUUUAGCAUUGCGAUUGAAAAAUCGAAGCCAAAGAUAAUAUUGAAGAAAAAUGAAGAAAUAUGGCGAAAAUGGCGAUUUUAGAGAAAACUUUUAGACAAGAAGAAUACAGAAAUAAAAAUUAUAGAAAAUAAAAUUCAAAAAGUGUAGAAAAAAUUAAUAUUUAAGAAAAAAAGGGGAAAUUUUUAUUACUUUUCGUUUUUCUUUGAGAACUACAACGAAAGAAAAUUUACCGUUUCUUUUAUUUUCUUCCAAGGCGUUACAAUAAUUGCAAUGCUAAAGUGUUACCAAAAUUUUUACCCCAGAGUCACGAGUAAUUUUUUUUCUUAAAAUAUUAUACAAAUGUCUACGAAUUAGUGAGCAAAGAUCUGUGGUCAAUAAUAAUUGUGCUGCUCACUCGGUAGAAAAAAAAACUGGAAAAAAUACAACCAACUCAAUUAUUAAAAAAAAGUAAAUAGGAAUAUACGACUAUAGAUAAAUAUUCUCUAUUAUGAUAAAGAUAUAUAUAAAAGUAUAUAUAUUAUACAUCAAAUUAAACUAAAGAAAAACAAAAGCAAAAAAAAAAAAAAAACUGCGAUACAUUUGUAGCAAAAAAAAGUAACAAAGCGCAACACACGUAUCGAAAUAAAAACCAGACUCCUAAUCGGUCUUAAUAAUUACGAUGAUAAUUAAUGGUAAUUAAUUAUUUUUACCUUUUAAGUUUAGGUAGAGCAUAAAUACAUUUUUUAACUAAAAAAAAGUGAAACAAAACUGAUGGCUGGGGAUGAGCAAAUUUUGCUCUCGUUUGCAUCUCGAAACGAGCAGAACUGUUCAAAAAAAUAAAAAAUAAACAAACAAACAAGAAAAAAACCUCUAUGCUAAUUAGAUAAUAAAAAUUGAAAUUAUAAAAA
This is a messenger RNA of Leptopilina heterotoma, 7771 nucleotides long. RefSeq names its product serine/threonine-protein kinase Tao (gene Tao). The transcript has 11 exons. Bases 747 to 3425 code for a protein of 892 amino acids. Gene Ontology annotation, biological process: protein phosphorylation. Gene Ontology annotation, molecular function: protein kinase activity; ATP binding. The record is from RefSeq and is a predicted model, not a curated record. NCBI's taxonomy places the organism in Eukaryota, Metazoa, Arthropoda, Insecta, Hymenoptera, Figitidae.